Verticillium dahliae VdLs.17 is the source of this 1038-nucleotide messenger RNA. RefSeq lists its product as uncharacterized. Gene Ontology annotation, cellular component: nucleus. The transcript is spliced from 4 exons. Gene Ontology annotation, biological process: positive regulation of transcription by RNA polymerase II. NCBI's taxonomy places the organism in Eukaryota, Fungi, Ascomycota, Sordariomycetes, Glomerellales, Plectosphaerellaceae. The record is from RefSeq and is a predicted model, not a curated record. Gene Ontology annotation, molecular function: transcription cis-regulatory region binding; DNA-binding transcription factor activity. The coding region runs from base 1 to 1038 and encodes 345 amino acids.
AUGCGCUGGUGGAGCAUUUCUGCCGCUCGGUUGCUGCAAGCGUUGAUCGGAUUGCCCGCGUUGGCCGAAGUCGAAGAGGACUGGGCGACGGAGCAGACGCUCGGAGCGAUGCUGUUGCUGGUGUACUACGAGAUGCUUCUUCAGAGAGGCCCGACGAAUUCGAUCGGUCGGCACAUGCAACAAGCUUGGAGGGUUCUAGAGAAAGUCCACGCCUCAGAAAACCCAAGGCUUGACUUCUUCCGUGAGGCCUUCAGAUACUUUGAUGUCAUCCACGCGCUCUCGUCUGGCACGGCGCCGUGCGCUUCAUCCCCGCCAUCGAUUCAUUCCCAUACUUCGAUCUCGGCUCUGGACUCCUCCAUCAGCGCCAUCUCCGGCUUCACAGCCGACCUCUGGCCCAUCCUCCACCGCCUUGCCUCUCUACCAUGUCGACAGAGUGAUCAGAGCCUUUCCAGGGACUCACAUGCGUCCACCGAAGGCAAGGACGCUAGCGACGAGCGAAAGGCAGCUCUUCACGAGCUAGAACAGGUUCUCAUCGCCUGGGAGCCCGCCCUUCCACCUGGCUACACUCUCGUCAACCGUGUCGUCGACGGACCAGAGGACGCCCCCGAGGAUGAAGUGGCGCGCAUCCGCGUCAUGACAAGCAAGGCGCUCGCGUGCAAACAGAGCGCUCUCAUAGUGUUGAACCGCGAGCGCGACGCCGAGGCGGUGCAGCGGCAUGCGAGGGCGGCGCUUUGGCACUGUGUCUCGGCGACGGGACCGCAUCUGCCGCCGGGGCGCGGUACGGGCGCCGGGAUGCUUUGGGCUUUGUUUGAGGCAGCAUGUGAAGCCGGAGAUGGCCGGGAUCGUGGCCUCGCUAGGCAGGCUUUCGCGGCAGUCGAGGCGGCGAGGGGUGUGGUCAAUGCUGCCAAGGCCUGGGAGGUUGUUGUGGAGGUCUGGCGAAGGAGGGAUCUUGCGAAGGCAGGUGGAAGGGCCGAUCCUGGGGGGGGCGGAUGGAGAAGAAUCGCCGAAGAGAUGGGGUUCAGCCUGGUAUUUGGAUAA